GAUGUCAUUUAUGCGGUAUCCAAUGGGCAAGUCAAGCCCAGUAAACAUAUGAGUCUUGGGAUCACCUUAAAAAGCCUUACAAAUAGCAGAAAAAUUAUAAGUAUCGUUAAUAAGUAUGGACAUUGUUGUAGCUAUAAUGUUUUGGAAGGACUCGAAACUGAAUUAACUUAUGCUGCAACUGAAACUGCACAGGUGUGCCCACCAGGGGUUUCACUAGUUCCUCAUCUGAGUACUGGAGUAGCUUAUGACAACUUCGAUCGGUUCGUUGAGACUCCUAAUGGCAAAGAUACUCUCCACGAUACUGUUGGGAUAAUUUUCCAAUUUGAUGAAUCUACUCUCAAAGAAUCAGAAGCACCUACCCCAUUCCGAUCAGAAUCUGAAGAUGAAACGGAAAAUUCCGAUCCGAAUAUUCAAAGAAAAAGAAGAACAUUUGACGCUAUCAUUCCAGAUGUAGAACCGUACCUUAGGAAACCGCGAAUGGUCCACACUCGAUUGCCAGUUGAUAGUCAGGAGAGAAAUAUGAAUCCAAAGAGACUCACAUUAUCAUACAAAUUGGAUUUGUUAUGGAUGAUCUCGUAUGCUCUCAAAAUUCCAGAUUUACCAAUGUGGGUAGGAUUCAACAGCCAAAUAAGAGUGUUCAACUUGCCACCCUGUCAAGUUGAGUUGUAUCAACAAUACCUGCGAUCUAGAUACAUAACCAGUGUUUGGAGAAACGCACAUUGUAAACUUCCGUCAACUUUGAAACCAGAAGAAAAUGGAUGGUCAGAGAAAGAAGGAAAGUACGAGUUUGCGUGGUUUUCUGGUGAUCAACUACCAGAAUUUGUCGAAGACGUCGUAAUACAACCAGAUAAAUCCUGUGAAGAUGAGAACGUUUCAGAUGACGAACUGGACGACUCUGGAAGCGAGGCUAACGAUGAUUGGGACAGUGAAAGCGAAGAUUUCUAG
Messenger RNA from Diachasma alloeum, 945 nucleotides. RefSeq lists its product as uncharacterized. The record is from RefSeq and is a predicted model, not a curated record. NCBI's taxonomy places the organism in Eukaryota, Metazoa, Arthropoda, Insecta, Hymenoptera, Braconidae. The annotation marks the transcript as partial. The transcript has 4 exons.